Besnoitia besnoiti is the source of this 6876-nucleotide messenger RNA. RefSeq lists its product as uncharacterized. NCBI's taxonomy places the organism in Eukaryota, Apicomplexa, Conoidasida, Eucoccidiorida, Sarcocystidae. The transcript is spliced from 16 exons. Bases 1 to 6876 code for a protein of 2291 amino acids. The record is from RefSeq and is a predicted model, not a curated record.
AUGCAAGCACCUCGGCCUACAGCCGGGCGCGCUCGCGUAAUUCCCAAGAGACGAACGUCGUCCUGUUCGCCUUCUCCUCAGGCCCUGAACUCGUCGAGGCCGUCUGCAGCGAACGAGCAACCGCGCGGCGCGGGCCCAAGCGAUGCCUCUAGCCGCGCCUCUGCUUCUUCAAACGCCAGUCAGUCGCCAGCAGGGACUCCCUACGAGGGUGCGUCAACCGACGCUGCAACACUGCGAGAGGACGCGGAAAAAGCAGCGUCUCCUCUCCUUUCCCUUUCGCGCGCAGGAACCGGCGACGCCUUAGGUGGCGGAUCAGCGAAGACGCGAGAGGCACAGGCAGGCGCUGAGGCGCUCGCGUGCGCGGCAGACGCGGAGAGUCACGACGAGGGCGGCCGUCCUACAGGGCCACGCGGACCCACUCAGGAACCCGCAAGAGCCCAGACGCAAACAGCUCCCCCCCCGUCAUUCUGCGAGCGCCUGACGAGCAAGCUAAAGGGAAGGGCAGAGGCAGUUCUGGCUGCGGCGCACGCAGAGUGGAAGGAGCUGGAGACAGCCUUUGAGGCGCGCACGAAGGCCCGCGGCGUGGAAGCUCGAGACGCGCUGAAAGCUAGCGAAACUGCUCUGAAGCGUCUGCAGGCCACGUUAGAAGACCGCCUCGAGCGACAAAUUCGCUGGCGAGAAAAACAGCGCCAGCGCGUGCGGGCCUAUCAGGAACGUCUUCGAGAAAACGCGCAGAGUGCUGCGGUGGCAGAGGCGGAUGCCGCGGAGAGGGGCGCGGCUGAGGCCGCAGGAGACUCGUCAGCGGGAGAAAAGCAAAAAGAGAAAAGCCGGGCACAAACACUCGCGCCGCCGCCGGAUGGCGAACAGCCGUCGCGCGCGAUCAAGUCGCCGCAUUCAGCGGAUGCGGUCUCUGUGGCGGCAGGGGGCGGGGGAGCGACGCCCCCGGGAGGGCCGGUAGCGCCAAGUGCGAAAGGAGGAGGGCGAUUGACGGUCGCUACGGGGGGCAGGAGACGAGGAGCUGAAGAGGAUCAGAAGCGCCCUGUGGCUCCUUGUAAAUCCGAGAAGCCGACAAGCACAGAAGAACAGGAAACGCGUCUUGCAGACUCAUCGUGCGCGGAGCUCUUCUUCCUCGACGAAGACGAGAAAGGCCCGGGCGGCGGACUGUACGCAGAGCAGGACCCACUCGACUGCAAAAAUGGCGGAGAGCGCGAGAAUGGCGUAAACCCCCACCAGCAUGCAGCCAAGGAGGGAGAUGCAGAAGGAGGAACAGAAGCGGCAACUACUCAUGAAGAAGGACAAAAGAAACGCGAGGAGGCGUGGACAGAAGAUGUUCUCGAAGAAAACAUGAAACACGCGCAAGAACUCAUACACGGAAUGCGAGUGACCAUCACUCAGCUCGCCGCACACAUGGACGCCAUCGAGUUUGAAAGAAAGUCAGCUGCUGCCGGCCGCAUGCAGGAGUUGUCGCGCGAGCUUCAGAGUAUCACAUUUCACAGCAGGGGCGAAAUCGAGCGGAUUAUCGAAGACUGGUGCAAGCAAGAAAACCUCAAACUUCUGCACACUCACCGCGCGCAGGCGAGCAUUAUUCAGCGCCUCGUCACCACCGUGGACGCGUGGACGGCGCAGCAUGCAGCUGUCUACGAGAAGUGCAGAGUCGAGCUCAAAAUCCACAACCACGACUGGGCGAUCCGGCUGGCGGCGCGGACGCUGCGAAGAGAGGCAGACUUUGCGUCGCCUCCGGAGAAGGAGCAGCUCGAGACGCAGAUGCGAGAAAGGGAGAAGGCGCUGUCGCUCAAGCGCCACGAAGUCGUUCAGGAGGCGCUGGACUGUCUGCCGGCCUGUGUGACGCCGGAGAAGGUGCGCAGAUGGCUCGCGCGCCUCGAGCGCAUUCGCGAAGAGGGCAGGACGUGGUUGAGCAACCUCGCUGGCGACUUCACAGACUUGAAAGACAUACAGCGACGCCGCUGCGAAGCGCUCAUCCGUCAGUGUGCGAAGCGCGUGGAGCUGUACGACGCGCGCGUUCUCUGGGGAGCCUGCGAGACGGCGAGCGAGGUGGCGACGGAGCUCCUGGAGCCGCUUCAGCAGAAGCACCUGCAAGAGUUGCUGGCAGACUUGCACGCGAAGGCCGCGCAAAUCGAGGAGCGCCAGCGAGGUGAGCACGCCGCGGCGCUGCGGGUGCUGAACUUCCUCGAGGCCCUCGCCCGCUUUUUGGCGGCCUUCCGCGCCUCGCACCACACGCUCAACGGAGCGCAGCGACGCGUCGCUGCAGAAGCGGCGAAGGACUUCGCGGACGCCACGCGACGCCAAGAGGCUGUCCUCCUUGCCCUUCGCGACGAGAUGAAGGAGGCGCCGACCCUGAGCGCCUUGGAUACGCUGAAGAAGAAGGCGGAGAGCGAGCUGCGCUGCCUGGAAGACCUCGUUCGCGCGCGCGUAAAGGCUCUCGGCGCCCGGUGUCAAGACUUUCUGCCGCAGACGCAGGAGCGCAAGCAGCGCGAAACUUCUAAGUUCCUUCAUGUUUGGGCGCUGGUGCCGCUUUCUGCGACGCAGCAGAAGGCCUUCGCCGCGCUCGCGGAGGCCCGCGAACACCUCCACCAAAAGUCGCUAUCGCCGGCCGAUUCCUCGCAGCUUUCCUCGCCCCGUGGUGGGGAGACCGCAGGGGCUUCUGCAGCCGCGGGACCGGCGCCAUCCGGCGCCGGAGCCCCUGGGGGGUGCGAGACCUCGAGGGCGACCGCGGCGAAGGGCGGCGAGGGCGACGACAAGCUGCUGCAUGCGAGCCGCACUUCGUUGGAGCAAGAGAGAGUGGCAGCCUGCGCUGCUGCGGACAGCGACGCCCGCCGACGAGGCCGCGCCGCGGCGCCUUCCACGCGCUCGCCACCUUCAAAGCCUGACGCGGAAGCGGGCAGGACGGUCUCCACGGCAGCGCGCGCGGCUGAGAAGAAAGCUGAAGGCCCUGUCAGGCGAAACCACAAGGCGGCGCACGCCGCCAGCUGCGCGAGUCACAAGAAGGCGCCGGGGGGCGCUUCGAGGGACGGCAGCGCCACAGGGGCGGCCAGCAGAGGCACUUCGGGCGGCGGGGCGAAGGGCGAAGCAGACGAAGGGCGAAAACGCGGAGAAAAAAAGGGGACAGCAACGGCGGGCGAAGAAGAGGAAGUUGAUCUAGACAAACACACAUACUGGACCGACCCCGGCGGCCAGGUGUAUCGGCAGCUGAUGUCCUUCGAGGCGCUCCUCGGGAACCUUUCACUCGACUCAGGAGUCUCCAUGCCCGCGCGCACAUCAACACUCGAGUCCCAUGCCUCCGCCGCCGACCUUCCAGGCGAGACGAAGCCGCUCUCUGCUGCCUGCGCGUCUCCGCCGGCGUCGCCCCCGCCGCCCUCGGCCUCUCCCGCGGCUCCGCCCCGCAGCGGCUGCCCGCCAGGCGCGCGAGAACCCCAGCCGAGCGGCCGACACUCGGCAGAAGAGGAGAGCAAAACCCUCUUCCCUCCGCGGGAAGGGCUCAGUCUGAAGGAAGAAGAAGGGAGAGAGAGCCGGGAGGAUGUCGGGUUCGCGGACGUGAGCCUCAGAGAAUCUUGGAAGGAAGGCCUCGCUCGUCUGCGCGACGCCUCCUUCGCCUUCGUCGUGCGCACCCUCGAGGAACUCGAGACGGCAGCCACUGAACUGGGAGAGGCAACCUACUCCGCGGCUCUGCUAGAGAUGAAGCGCACGCUUGCAGAGUUCGACUCGACUUCUGCGACAGUCGCCUCAUUCGCCUUUGCCUACAAACAGCGUCAACAGCAGCUCGCCUCGCACGCCUCCCGGCUCGAGCGCUUCCUGCGAAACUUCGCGCAGACUGUCGCGUCUCAACAGGCCCUCCUCUCCCAAGCGGAAGACGAGCUGGAGGCUCAGAUGCAAGAGCUCGUGGAGGCGCAAAGAGACAUCCAGCAACUCCGCCUUGAGGACCUCCACAGCAGCCUCCGGGCGGCGGCCUCCGCAGCUACUCUCUCCCCUCCCUCUCCCUCCGCUGCCGCCUGCUUCCUUUCUGCACCGUCUGCCUUGCCGCCGCAGCCCCCGGGCUCGGUCGCCGCUUCCGCAGAGUCCGCGGGCGGCGCCGCCCCCUCGCGGCGCCGAGGCGCUUCGCCGGGGAAGUCCGCCGCGACGCGAAGAAAAUCAGUCAAAGCCUACAGCGAGGGCGACGCCAAGGGGGCCCCAGAGGAGUCUCCGCUCUUUGGGGGAGAGGACGACAGCGGCGGAGGCGCGAGGGCGAGCGACGAGCCCCUGGGCACACCCGAGGAGCUCCGCGACGGGCGGCUUGGCGGCUGCCUGAUGCAGCAGCUGAAGAGGCGGCGGAAACACUGUGUGCAGGAACAGGACCAAAUGAAGAAAAACGCCGAAAAAAAAAUACAGUUUAUUGAGCAGCAGUUGGUUGCAGGGCUGCAGAAGGCGCAGGCGAAGGUUCAGGCCUUCUUCAGCGCGCCUCUCGCCUCGAUUCCAGAGAGAGAGAUGCGCGAGGCCGCGCUCAAGAGGGACCAGUGGCUGCAAGAGAUUGAGAAGCGAAGAGAAGACUGGGAGGCGCGCGUGACCAGCUGGCGAGAGCGAUUGGAGACGACUGCGACGGAAGGCCACAGGCAGGUUGAGGCGCACUUUGCGUCGCUCGAGGACCGAACAGCGCGGCUCUAUGGGCUCGGCCACCUCCACGGGGCUCCCAAGCGGGCGGCGGUCGCGGCGCUGCAGCGCCUUCAGCAGCACUACGAGGCUGCAGCUCAGCGCUGUUUUCACUGUUUUGCGCUCUCGACUAAGGUGGCUGGAACGCUGCGCCGCCGCGCUCGUCUCGGCCUGGGCGACUCAGCAGCCGGGAGUCUCGACGCGGCAGACCGCGGGAGAGGGCGCUUCAAACAAUUCAGGCGCCCGUCCGCCGUUAUCCUUGACUUCUUCGAAGAGGCUCCUUCCGCCUCUGCCUGGCCGCCGCCCCCUUCGCCCCUCUCUUUUUCGCCUCGUGAGCGGCAAGCCGCCAGCGGAACCGGCGGUGCGGCGGCGGAGGAGGCAGGCACGCGCGGCGCACGGUCGCUGCCUCCCUGGCGAAGCUUGAGGCCACAGACCGGAGACGACGCCGAGAAAGAGUGGCGAGACGCUCUGCGCUCGGGCAGAUCGAUAGCCGCUCCGCCGAUGGCGGCGUCAGUGGGAGGAUGCAGCGAACUCCACACCGCAACGGGAGGGGACUGGACCCUGCGCCGGAGCUCGUCGCUCCCCAGCAGCGCCCGCUGUGAAGCGCCUUUUGCGGGUCUGGAGGCCCAGGCACAACUUCCUGCUUUGAGUUUCCUGUCGAUGGACGCGCCGCCGACCCACGAGCGCCGUGCACUCUCCUUCGCGUCUCAUGUGCAGGCCGCACUCUCCGAGAGGAGUUUACAGCGGCGCGCGGCCUCGCCCGCCGCUCUCUCGCCAAAGCCUGUUUUGCGCGCCGGCGGAGGCGCAGAAACGCAGGACGCGCCCUCGCCAGCGGCGGGGUCGGGCGCCGCGGCUCGGUCUGCCGCGGUCUUUCGCGUUAAUGCAGCUCACGAAAUUCGCAGCGGCUACGCCCUCGCAGCGGCCGCCCUGCUCGCCCUCUGUCAGCGGCUGCAGUGCCUGGGUCCCUCCCAGGGUUCGAGAGUGAAAGACGGCGCCGAGCAAGUUCUGCUGGGGCUUCCGCUGCUGCAGGACUACCGGCCCUCCGCGGGCGCCGAAGAGACCGGCGGCGGCGCGAAAGAGGGCGCCAGUGAAAAGAGAGGCGCGAGGGAAAACGCAACGCGGGUGCACAGCGGAGACGCCAAGAGGCGGGCGGCGGGCCUCCCGCCGGGGCUGACGAGCGGCGGCGGGCUGCCCCGCGGGCCCCACGACGCGAGUGCGGUCGCGGACGCGCAGCGUGAAGGCCUGACUGAGCAAGAGUCGCGAGAGGCGGUGGAAGACGCAGCGCGGACGACGAUGCUCCAGUGGCUCCUGGGACCUGUGACUAGCUUGCCCCCUUCCUACGCGGCAGCCGUGGAGGACAUUGAAAAAGAAUUUCGAGCGAAAGCCGCUGCAACCGCCGCCGCAUAUUCCCCAGGCAGCAGGUCGCCAGACGGGAAGAAAAGCGGCGGGAGCAACGGCGCUCCUGCAGCAGACGAAGAGGGCCCUGUCUACGUCGAGCUUUUUGCCAAGUAUCUUCGGCGCAAGGCCGAGGCCAACAGGCAAAAGCUCGUCUCCACGAUUCGAUGUGUCUGCCGCCACGUAAGGAACGAUCUCUUCCCGGUCGCGGUGUGCGGCAUAUUCCUCGACCUCGCGCAAAUGGUUCAAGGUCAACUCGAAGAGCUUCAGGGGUACCUCGGGAAUGGCCGGCCGUUGGACGAGCGCCUGAAUCCCGUUGACGCGGGUUUGAUCAAGCAGCUAAAGAGCCAGUGGGAGACGAACCGCCGCGCCCUCGACGCGCAUUUGAAAUGCACCGAGGUCAACGACAGUUUAAGGAAACUGUGUCUCGCCGAAGAGAAACGCUCAAGCCAGAUGUUGUCGCUGCUGCUCAAGCUGUGUUCAGGAGCUGCCGGGAUGCUAAAUGCGUCCUCAGCGUUCAUCACGAAUGGCUGCAUCGGUCACUUCGAGUUCCUCGUGGCAGUGCUGGACAGGCUCCCUCAGCCAGCCGACUUCAUGCCUAUCGACGGGUACUUCCUUGCGGCAAAGUUUCAGCGCCUGCCGCCGUCGGGCUACGACAAAAGACUAGUGUCCAGGAAUACUUUCGCUUACACAUGUGGAAGGCCCCAAACAUUAGCGUUCUGGGUGCCGAAGCCGACCGCGAUAACCUGCGGACAUGCGUAUCCUGCCGGCAGCGGCAGGCUGCUACGAAACAGGCCUACAUCGGGUGUCGCCUACGCUGGCAGACAGCCGUAUGUGUAG